AUGGAUCAUUCAAUGAUGGAUCACAGCUCUAUAGAUCACGAUAUGCCCGGAAUGGGCGAUGGAUCAGACGAUAUGUGUGAAAUGUCGAUGGUGCUCAACUCUGGAUACAAGAAUCUAUGCAUACUUUCCUCAGGAUGGAGAAUAACCACAAAAAUUCAGAUGUUAUCUAGUAUGGCCAUUAUUGUAUUCAUUACCAUAGGAUAUGAAUUGUUCAAGAAAUGGGCAGCAGCAUUUGAAUACCGUUACAAUUCAAUGACCGAAGGCGGUGCCAGUUCCGCAAGGCAGUUAAAGACAUUUAAGGUGAAGAGCUCAAUCAUAUAUGGUCUCACUGUUUUUUACUCGUUUAUGAUAAUGCUUUUAUUUAUGACUUUUAACGUUUGGGUAAUGAUUUCUGUCACUUUUGGUGCAAUAGUUGGCCACUUCCUAUUUUCCGACAACCGUACCUCCGGACAGUCGUUGGCAUGCCAUUAA
This is a messenger RNA of Brettanomyces bruxellensis, 471 nucleotides long. RefSeq lists its product as uncharacterized. The record is from RefSeq and is a predicted model, not a curated record. The transcript has a single exon. Gene Ontology annotation, cellular component: membrane. Lineage: Eukaryota; Fungi; Ascomycota; Pichiomycetes; Pichiales; Pichiaceae. Gene Ontology annotation, biological process: copper ion transmembrane transport. Gene Ontology annotation, molecular function: copper ion transmembrane transporter activity. The coding region runs from base 1 to 471 and encodes 156 amino acids.